This is a messenger RNA of Rotaria socialis, 3222 nucleotides long. The record is from the annotation of a GenBank genome assembly. Lineage: Eukaryota; Metazoa; Rotifera; Eurotatoria; Philodinida; Philodinidae.
AUGGCUUCGACUGGCAGCAAUACUCCAAGUAGUAUGUAUGAAAAACGCUUUAGUGACCUAACAAAAGUAAAUAUGCGUGGACGUGCGGAAUUAAUUGGCGCUCGAAAUAGUUUAUAUAAGCAAGCCUAUAACCAUAUGAGAAAUACGGAAAUGAACGUCGAUGAGAAAUUUGUUCGCGCAUGUGAAAAUGGAGAUUAUAGUACCGUUCAUCAAAUUCUUCUUGAAAAUCCAAAAUUUAGUAUUGAUGUUACUAAUCAAUUAGGUCGGACUGCAAUGCAACUAGCUAUUGAAAAUGAACAUCUUGAAGUUGUUACACAUUUAUUGUCUCAAUGCGAUGGACAGAAAAUGCGUGAAGCAAUUCUAUUAGCUAUCUAUCUUGGCCAUGUACAAAUAGCUGAAACAUGUUUACGUCAUCCAAAAUUUAAAAUACUAUUUGAACGAAGAGCUAUUACAGCUGACGAAGAAUCAUUUUGGCAUACGCCAUCAUCGGAUGAUGGACAAUUCUCGCCAGAUAUAACUCCAUUAAUACUAGCAGCACAAUACAAUCGCACUGAAAUAGUUCAAAUACUAUUAAUGAGCGGUGAUCGCAUAACAAAACCACAUGAUUAUCAUUGCAAAUGUUUACAGUGUCAUCAUAAAUUUAAAUUUGAUUCGUUACGUCAUGCACAAUCUCGUCUCAAUGCAUAUCGUGGUUUAGCAAGUGAAAGUUAUAUUAGUUUGGUAUCGGUUGAUCCUAUUUUGACGGCAUUUGAACUUGGCCGAGAAUUAAGAGAUUUAUCUGCAAAAGAAAAAUACUUCAAAAAUGAAUAUAUGAAUUUAGCUGAUCAAUUAAGUGCAUAUGCGGUGAAACUACUCGAUAAAGUUCGUGGCCAUAGAGAACUUGAUUGUGUUUUGGGAAAAACAGGAAAAGAGUCAGAAGAAAAAUAUUUACUUUUAGCAAGACUCUAUUUGGCGAUUAAAUAUGCAGAAAAACCUUUUGUUGCACAUUCAAAUUGCCAACAAAAACUAGUCGAAAUCUGGCAUAGUCAAAUACGUAAUUUAUUCAAGUUAAAUCCAUUACUGAUUCUAUUAUUAAUUAUUCUAUAUAUUUUUGUUUCGCCCUUUGCUUGUCUAUUAUACAUAUUAACUUCAUGGCCAAACUACACGAAUAAAAUUCAACGAUUUCUUCGACAACCAUGCAUAAAAUUUAUCGGCCAUAUUAUAUCGUAUGCCAUAUUUAUUGUUUUAAUUAUUGUUUCAAGUCUUUUAUUUGCUGGCGAAUUGAAAAAGCCAUUAACAAAAUUAAGUGUUCGCUAUCCUGAUUUAUCGCUAGCAUUGAAUCGGUCACUAACAAACGCAAACAAUUCAUCGGAUGGCUUAGAUUGUGACAUAUAUCCAGACGAUGAUCUUUAUUUUCGAGCCAAUAGACCAACAUGGAUUGACAUAACGAUUUCAGUUUUUGUUAUUGGAUUUCUUUGGCAUGAAAUAAAACAGGCAUAUAAUGAUGGUCUUCAAGAUUAUUUUCUUUCGUGGAAUAACAUUGUUGAUUCAUGUAUGAAUAUAUUAUAUUUAUCGUCAUUCGCAUUGAAAUACUAUGUGAUUUAUCAAGUCAUACAUUCUGCUCGUAGAUUGGGAGAGCCUAACUUCCAAAAGAAACUUGAAGAUAUUUGUGGACUACCCAAAGCGGAACAACUGAAUAUCUAUUACACAUUCUAUUGGUUAAAUGCUGAUCGAUUCUAUUGGGUUUCAUUUGAUCCCAUUAAUGUUGCUGAAGGACUUUUUGCCAUUGCAAAUAUAUUUAGUUUUUCACGCAUUUGUUUUUUGCUACCGGCAUUUCAACAUUUAGGACCAUUACAAAUUUCAUUGGGUCGAAUGAUGUCUGAUAUUGGAAAAUUUAUUAUUAUUUUCUUAAUCAUUUUUUGUGGGUUUAUGUUUGGUUUAAAUAAUCUAUUUUGGUAUUAUAAAUUAACAGUACGAGAGAGUGUUGAAGUAGAACCACAUAAUCCAGGUGAUGAACUCUCAGCAGAAGAAUCAUUUGGAACAAUGGCUACAACGUUUAAAACAGUAUUCUGGUCAUUAUUUGGUUUAGCAGAAAAAGAAGGUGUAGAAUUAAAAGGGUUUAAUAAACAUUUUACAGAAACGGUUGGAUAUUUAAUCUAUGGUGCAUUUAGUAUUGCAAAUGUGAUUGUUUUACUUAAUAUGCUUAUUGCUAUGAUGUCAAAAUCUUAUGAAACAAUUGAAGAACAUGCUGAUGUCGAAUGGAAAUUUGCACGGAGUAAACUAUAUAUGGAAUAUAUUAAAGAAGGUGGAACAUUGCCAGUGCCAUUCAAUAUCGUUCCAACACCGAAAAGUUUCUAUUAUUUAUUUCGUCGUAUAUUGUCAUGUGUAAAAAAAUUAAAAAGGCCUUCAGAAGACAGAUCAAAUUCAAUGGAAAUAAAUAAUCGUGCACCGUCAAUGUCGUAUCCACCAGGACCAGGUCUUCGAACGCCAAAUUCUAAUGGUAAUGGAAUACCUACAGUAUCUAAUAGGCAAAUUUCAAAUAUAAAUUUAGUCGGUAAUAAUAAUUAUCGGGUCCGUCAAGGAUCUUUUGAUAUAAAUCAAGCGUUAACCUAUCGUCAAGUAAUGAAUCGUGUUAUAAAACGUUUUCUUUUAAAUAAGCAACGCGAAGAACAAGAAGAAAUUCGUGAAGGUGAUUUCGAAGAACUUAAACAAGAUAUUCAAAUGUUACGUAUUGAAAUGUUACAUAGUUUGGAUAAAACUCGUGAUGAUCUAAGUAAAUGUAGCGUUUUAUUAAAUGAAGGUGUAGUUGUUGUUGGAGAUCUUCUAUCGACAUCAAUGAAUGAUACAAAUCCAUCAUAUACAGUCGGUUUUCAUGCAUUUAAAAAAAGCUUUUAUUCAAGAACCGACAGUGGACUCGAAUCCAAUGCAUCGGCUUUUAGUCAAGAAUCAAGGCAAACUUUAACGCAAUCAGCUCAUACAUCAACAUCAAUGACAGAUUCGAAAACAGCACCAAAUGUUACAUUCAAUAAUCAACAACAAUCAGAUAUCAAUCCAAUAGAUUUGGUUAAACACUUGAGUGCAGUACAUUUUAAAUUAUCAGAUAUUUCAGAGGUAAAUGAAAACUUACAUAAAAAUUUAAAAUUCAUAGACGAUGACGAUGACGAUGAUGAUGAUAUUGAAACUCCUCAUAUGUCUCAAGAAGCAUCAACAAAUAAUGAUGCAGUAGUUCGAGAGAAAUAUUAA